Molecule: messenger RNA, 693 nt
Organism: Arabidopsis thaliana (thale cress)
Lineage: Eukaryota; Viridiplantae; Streptophyta; Magnoliopsida; Brassicales; Brassicaceae
Product: C2H2 and C2HC zinc fingers superfamily protein
Exons: 2
Coding region: 1-693 (230 amino acids)
Molecular function (GO): DNA-binding transcription factor activity; sequence-specific DNA binding
Source: RefSeq, marked reviewed
AUGUCAAUAAAAGAACCAUAUUUUAUGACUGAGAUUGAGGAUCAUGAGAUGAAUGAAGCUGCGAUGAGUUUGGUUAUGUUUUCUAAACAAGUUUAUGACUUUGAUUUGACUCAUGGUAAUGAUGAUGAUUCCAUGGAUUUAGAUCAGCUUAAAGAUUGUGUUGAGUCGAUGCUAGACUUCAGGGAAAUGGUUUCUAACUCGGGUAUGGAAAAGUCUACUACUUGCAGUGAUGUUGUUGCUCUGAGAAGUAAAUUGCAGAGUAAGUCAAGUCAUAGAUGUCAAAUAUGUGGCAAGAGUUUUGAGUGUUAUCAAGCUUUAGGUGGUCACCGAAGACUUCAUAGACCGAUUAAAGGGAAAUUAGCGCGUAAAAGGGAGUAUUAUAAAGAUGAUAAUUCACUGUUUGAUUCAUCAGGACCAUCAAGAGUGGAGGAGAAGAUCUUAGAUUGUGUUGAGUUGAAACAAGACUUCGGCGAACUGCUUCCUUUGAAUAGUAAGUUUCAGAAAAGACCUGUGAGUAGCUGCAGUUAUAGAUGCAAAAUAUGCGGCAAGAGUUUUGGGUGCUUUCAAGCUCUAGGUGCUCUAGGUGGCCACCAAAGACUUCACAGACCGAUUAAAGGGAAACUAGCGCGUAAAAGGAAGUACAGUGAAGAUGAUAAUACACUAGUUGACUCAUCAGAAACUAGACAUGGGUGA